Alnus glutinosa is the source of this 2192-nucleotide messenger RNA. RefSeq lists its product as uncharacterized. The record is from RefSeq and is a predicted model, not a curated record. The transcript is spliced from 5 exons. The coding region runs from base 97 to 2094 and encodes 665 amino acids. NCBI's taxonomy places the organism in Eukaryota, Viridiplantae, Streptophyta, Magnoliopsida, Fagales, Betulaceae.
UCAAAAUACCAUCCAUCUCUUCCUUGCAACCCUCCUUCUUCUUCUUCUUCUUCGAUCUUCAAAUAUUCUUUAUCUUUUAUUUAACUUUCUUAGAACAUGGAAUUGGAGCAACCCAUGUUGGAUUUGGAGCAACCCGUGUUGGAUUUGGAGCAACUCAUGUUGAGAGAGGCUGUUUGUGCUCAAAAAGUCAGCCAAAACCGUAGCGAACCAUGCAUUUCUCAACCUUCCGAUGACCAUUGCCAUCGCGCUGAAUCCUCCGGGACGCUAGAAAUGGGUGUCCCGUUGGACUACUCCGCGGAGGAAAAACUGUCUUGGCUGCGCUCUCAAAUCAUUGGCGGCGACGCAGAAAUCGAUUCUCCUUCCGGGAAAAGAAGACUCACCUAUGCGGAUCACACUGCCUCUGGCCGGUCUCUUCGAUAUAUAGAAAAUUUUAUCACCGACAAUGUUCUUCCCUUUUAUGGGAACACCCACACUUGUGACAGUUACGUGGGGCACCGGACCACAAAAAUGGUGCAUGAAGCAUCCAAGUACAUCAAGAAAUGCUUGGGUGGUGGAGAAGAUGAUGCCCUCUUGUUCUGCGGCUCUGGCUCCACUGCAGCUAUCAAAAGGCUUCAAGAAGUAAUGGGCAUUGCCGUGCCAUCAAUUUUGAGAGACAGGGUACUAAAAUGCCUCACUAAGGAAGAAAGGUGGGUGGUUUUUGUUGGGCCUUUUGAACACCACUCAAACCUCCUUUCAUGGCGGCAGAGCUUGGCUGAAGUUGUUGAGAUUGGUUUGGAUGACGAUGGUUUAUUAGACAUGGAGGCUCUACGGCUACAACUCGAAUCAUUCAAAAAUGAAAACAGGCCUAUUUUGGGUUCUUUUUCGGCUUGUAGCAACGUGACUGGAAUUUAUUCGGAUACACGAGCAAUUGCUAAACUUCUUCACCAACAUGGGGGCUUUGUAUGCUUUGAUUUUGCAGCAAGCGGUCCUUACGUGGAGAUUGACAUGAGGUCUGGGGAGAUCGAUGGCUAUGAUGCCAUUUUCCUUAGCCCACAUAAGUUUCUUGGUGGCCCCGGAUCGCCCGGCAUUCUUCUGAUGAGCAAUGCACUCUAUCUGCUAAAAUCUUCUCCACCAUCAACUUGUGGAGGUGGAACUGUUAAUUAUGUCAACGGCUUCAAUGAAAAGGACACACUAUACUUGGAGGACAUCGAAGAAAGGGAAAAUGGUGGCACUCCUCAAAUAAUCCAGACAGUUAGAGCAGCAUUGGCUUUCUGGGUAAAGGAAUACAUUGAUUACCAAGUGAUUGAGAAACAGGAGCAAGCCUACAUACAGAGAGCGCUUCAGAGGCUUCUCCCAAAUGAGAACAUUUGGAUUCUAGGAAAUACAAGCACCAAGCGACAAGCUAUCAUUUCUUUCCUCAUUUACAGUACUUCAAAUUCCUCCUUGGCUGACCCCAAAGAAAAUGGCAGAGAGGUAAGGGGGGCGCUUAACAUGUGGGAAGAGACUGGGAACAAGAGAGACAUGCCUCUUCAUGGACCAUUUGUUGCAUCACUCUUGAAUGACCUGUUUGGCAUCCAGGCUCGAGGUGGGUGCGCUUGUGCUGGACCCUAUGGUCAAGCCCUGCUUAAUGUCGAUGACGCCCAUUCACUUGCCUUCAGAUCUGCUAUUUUAAAGGGCUAUGUUGGAACAAAACCCGGAUGGACUAGGAUCAGCUUUCCCUACUACAUGUCGGAGGAGGAGUUUGAGUUUAUUUUAGCUGCAGUGGAAUUUGUAGCUAUUUAUGGGCAACGGUUCCUUCCUUUGUACCGCUUCAAUUGGAGAACAGGAAGCUGGGGUUUUAAGAAGAAGGCACUGAAGGAGCUACUCGGGAAGGAAAACAAUUGCAACGUUCGAAUUCACGUCUUACCGUUGGCCAAUUCCAUGCAUGCAGUAAACUUAGAAGAUGACAAUUCUAAAGCUUCCGGCGAUGGAGGGGCUGAACAAAUAAAGAAGAUAAGUAAAUACAGAGCUUAUUUAGAAGCGGCAAAGUACAUUGCUAGUCUGCUUCCCAAGUUCCCUUCUCGGGGUAGGCUUCCGGAGGACAUUGAUACCAACCUUCUCCUAUUCAGAGUCUAGACUGUAGACAGUCUACUUCCUAUUGUUGUUUCUUACUACUUUCGUAUAUGAAAACCGUGUUUUAAAAUAAUUUAUAGAGUUAUAUACGUUUUUGCCCA